Prunus armeniaca (apricot) is the source of this 318-nucleotide messenger RNA. The record is from the annotation of a GenBank genome assembly. NCBI's taxonomy places the organism in Eukaryota, Viridiplantae, Streptophyta, Magnoliopsida, Rosales, Rosaceae.
AUGCAUUUUUAUGCCCCCAAGACAGCAUACCUUCUCGUAGAGAGCUUUUCAUUUGCAAGGUUUCUUUGCAUGCCAUUUCCAGAUGAGGGGUUUGCCGUUGUAUAUAGCCUUACAAUUGUCACAACGAGGAGAAACAGAGAGGCUCGCCUGGAAUAUCUCAAUUUGACGCAUUUCUGCAUACAGGCAUCGAAUUCUGAUCACAAAAAUUGGUUCACAAAUGGAAAGUCACGAUUAGAUCUAUUAGCAGAAGAUCUGGAGGGAGAGGUUGGGUGGGGAAGGGGGAGGCAACAAGAGAAAUUUGGAAUCUCUCACAAUUAA